Molecule: messenger RNA, 879 nt
Organism: Cercopithifilaria johnstoni
Lineage: Eukaryota; Metazoa; Nematoda; Chromadorea; Rhabditida; Onchocercidae
Source: the annotation of a GenBank genome assembly
AUGAAAAAAUUGGAUGAAAUUUGCUCUCGACUUCAUGAAAAACGAAAACAACAACAACAACAACAACAACAACAACAACAGCGACAACAACAGCAACAACAAUUAUUUAACAACAUAUCACGAAAUAAAACGUCUCGAAAAAGAUGCUUAAAAGAUAAUUUAUCAAUUGAAGAAAUAAAUUCAUUGAAGGCUUGCAAAAAAGUUUCAAUUAAUCGAAAUUCUUCGAUAAGAUUUUCAAAAAUUGGAAGUGAUAUCGAAAAUUCGAUUAAUUGUAGCACAGCAAAUGCUUGCUUGCCUAUUGCUAAUGCGGAAAACCGAGAAAUCAGUAUUACUCAGCCACAUUUACUUAUUCCAAAGCUUAUAUCAAUGAUAUCAGUAAUUAUGAAUCCAAUUUUAUCAUCAGAAAUGAUUGUUGCAUUUUGCAGUCGACCAUUUUGUAAGUUAAAAAAGCGUCUUCAUUAUCAUUGCAAUUUUUGCGAGCAAGGAUUUAGUCAUGUCGAUCGCUUUUUACGCCAUUUUCAAAAGCACUAUCAAUUAGUGAUUGGUUCAUCAAAUUCCAAAUUUUUAUCAAAUGCUCGAUUGAAACAAUAUGAAUUUCAUCCGAAAGAAUUCGUCUCAAUUAUUCAUUCCAUUCCUACUGAAACAAUUAUUAAAUCAACUACAAAUACAAACAAUGAACAACGAAUGAAUAAUAAACCAUUGAAAUUUAUUGAUUGUACCGAUGAAACAAAAGCUUCUGUAAUUGGGGUGAAGGAACAACGAUUACCAUAUAAUUGUACAAAAUGUGGUUAUAAAGCAAUUGAUAAGACGAAAGGAUUGCUUCAUCUCAAACUUCAUGAUAAGACUAAUAAUUUGCAAUUAGAGCAUAUCAUACAUUGA